This is a messenger RNA of Cylindrotheca closterium, 1128 nucleotides long. NCBI's taxonomy places the organism in Eukaryota, Bacillariophyta, Bacillariophyceae, Bacillariales, Bacillariaceae. The record is from the annotation of a GenBank genome assembly.
AUGUCUUCCGAAACAGACGCAAUGCCUCUGCCCAAGGGAUGGGUACGAACCUUUUCCAAUUCUCAGAAACGAUACUUUUACAGUCACAAGGACACAAAACAUACUCAAUGGCACUUUCCCACAGCAAGUGAAGCGUCGGAUCCUUGGAUGGCGAAAAAGCGUGCCGAAGAAGCUAGAGAACGCGAAAAACAAAAAAUGCGAGAAAACAAGGCCAAACGACCAGCUGAAGGACCCAGUGGUGGUGGAACUAGCAGCAGUACUGAUCAGAAACAAAAGAGAUCGAGACCCAAUACCACUGAAGCAGAUUCUUUCUUGGCAUUGGAUGCCACCAACGUGGCAAUCAUUGUUCCUUAUAGAGAUUUACACCCCGAACAAAACCGAGCGAAACAUUUGGAGCAAUUUGUACCACACAUGGUUCGAUUUCUGAAGAAUCUUCAACGAAAAUCCAAAGUCUCUGAUUUCCAUGUCUACAUUGUAGAACAGUCUGACGACAAUCGCAAGUUCAAUCGAGGCAAGCUGCUAAACAUUGGUUUUGAUUUGGCGAAAAAAGCAAAACGAAAGCACGACGCCUUUAUCUUCCACGAUGUGGAUCUGCUUCCCCAGGCAGAUUUGGGAGACGCGUAUGCUACGUUUCCCAAGGCACCCUAUCACAUUGCACGGGUCUGGGAUCGAUACUCGAACAACCCCAAGUAUUUUGGAGGCGUGGUUAGUUUCAGUGCCUCUGAUUUUAAGCGAAUCAACGGAUACCCCAACACUUUUUGGGGUUGGGGUGGCGAAGAUGAUGAACUGCAGCUCCGAUGCCAAAACAUUGGUCUUAGUUGGGACUGGCCACGAAAUGGUGGUACUUUGGUGGAUCUGGAACAAAUGAAUUUGACAGAAAAGUUGGGAUUCUUGCGACAGAACAAGCAAUGGAAGUGCAUGGUCAAAUGGGAGGCUUUGGAAGAACAUGAAAAGACAUGGAAAAAGAAUGGAUUGAAUGACCUGGUUUAUGGUGUUUUGGAAACAAAUUCGUUGGACCCACAGACAAAUAAAGCUAGCAAGAUCACUGUGGAUGUUAAGCUGAAUGGCAAUCAUUGGGCCAAUGACAAGUGCGGUGUUGAUUUUAUGGGUGACUGGAACAAGAAGUAG